AUGUCUACCUGUCAUCCUGCCUCCUUGACGAAGCAUCUACCUCUGAUCCACCACCCUCUGCCUCGACAAUGCCUCCCGCCCGGAGCCGAGCAGGACGAGUCCAUCCUUCGUCUCAAACAAAUCUCCUCGAGCACGAACGAUGACAAUCAGGCAAAGGGAGCCGCUUCUACGGGGACCACGGGGACGACACUUUGGCUAGGAGGACAGCUGAUGGGAUGUUACAUCGCCGAGACCUUACCUACCGGUUCGGUCGUAAUGGAGGACGGUCGACGGAGACCUAAACGGGUGUUGGAACUUGGGGGUGGGAUAGGUUUCCUCUCCCUCGUCCUAUCUUCACUAGGUUAUUCGGUGACUACCACCGACAUCUCCCCAAGCUUCGAAUCCGUCCUCUUACCAAACAUCGAGAGCAACACGAGGAACCGUUCAGGCUGGGAAUGGGGACCGAUCAGGGGUAGGAAGCUGGACUGGUUUGAUUUUGUCGAUGAUGGAACUGGAAUCGAUGCGGGGUCCGCGAAGGCUCGGGAGUGGAUGCGAGCCGAGAAGGAAGAGCCUGCCCGAAUUGCAAUCACGUCCACAACACCAACAAACGCAACACCGGACCAAAUCCGAGAUCUCGAUUACGACUACGACUACAUAAUCACAACGGACACUCUCUACUCCCCACCCUUAACCCUCCCCCUCCUCUCCACCCUCCGAUCAUUCUCCCUCGCCUGCGCCUCCCCUCCACCUAUCCUCGUCGCCCUAGAGACCCGGGACCCGCUCCUCAUCGCCUCUGCCUUGAACCAGGCUAAAGAGAUGGGAUUCUCUUGCAAGAAGAUCGCUGGUGGACGGGUGGAGAAGGCUUUGGCCAAGAGCGGGUGGGGCUGGGAUAAAGGGGAUCGGAGGGAUUGGGAGGGGAUCGAGGUUUGGAGGUGGAAGUAUGUCGGAGCUGAGGUCGACAAAGACUGA
Messenger RNA from Filobasidium floriforme, 948 nucleotides. RefSeq lists its product as uncharacterized. The record is from RefSeq and is a predicted model, not a curated record. Gene Ontology annotation, cellular component: cytoplasm; nucleus. NCBI's taxonomy places the organism in Eukaryota, Fungi, Basidiomycota, Tremellomycetes, Filobasidiales, Filobasidiaceae. The transcript has 2 exons. Bases 1 to 948 code for a protein of 315 amino acids.